AUUUCCCUCUUUUCUUUAUUUUUUCCAAAACAAUUUCAUGCCUUUCUCUAACCCCCUACCCCUUACCACCCACCCCACCUCCAUCUAGCUAGUUUCUUUCAUUAAUUCCCAUCACCCCCAAAACAUUUUUCUUGAACUUGUCAUCCUCUCUUUUAAUUUGUUCUUUCUCAUCCAUCUCUCCUUCAUAUCCUUGUCAAAUCACAAGAAAACAACCAAAAAAAAAACAGAAGAAAAAGAGAAUAGAAGUUUUAAGUUUUGGUUUAUCUUCCAUCUAUAUUGGAUUGAAAAAAAGGAAGGGUUGAUGGCCCCAGACGAUAGAGGAGCGAAGGUGUCGCCAGGAGGAGGAAGAAACGGAGGAACAAGCAGGCAAGCGCUUAAGAAAGGGCCAUGGACAGCAACAGAAGACGCGAUUUUAAUGGAGUACGUGAAGAAGCAUGGAGAAGGUAAUUGGAAUGCUGUUCAAAGGAAUUCAGGAUUGAUGAGAUGUGGUAAAAGUUGUAGGUUAAGAUGGGCUAAUCAUCUUAGACCUAAUCUUAAGAAAGGUGCUUUUUCUCCUGAGGAAGAAAGGAUUAUCAUUGAGCUUCAUGCUAAAUUUGGCAACAAAUGGGCUCGCAUGGCUGCUCAGCUACCUGGACGAACAGACAAUGAGAUCAAGAAUUACUGGAACACAAGGCUAAAGAGAAGACAAAGAGCUGGUUUGCCUAUAUAUCCUCAAGAAUUACAACAACAAAACCAACAAGAAAACAAUCAACACCAAAGCCUUCUUUCUUCACCAUAUGAUCCCAAAAGGGCAACUUAUAGUAAUAACAAUCCUCCAUCUUUUUGCCUUUUGGAUAUCUUCAAUCCUUCAACCAUGAAACCUUCUAUACAAUUCCCUCUUAAUAAUAACACCAUUUUUCGCGAUCCUCCGAAAGGCAUUUCCUUGACAUUGCCAUCAUCUAUAAGGAAUUCUCAAUUUUCUUCACUACCAACAUCAGUGCCAAAUAACAAUUUUGGUCACGGCUUGUCCAAUUCAAUGCCAGUGCCAGUGCCAGUGCCAUCAUUUCAAAAUAACUAUCCAAGUUUUAAUAACUUCACAACAAGGCCUUUUACGGGGAAUAUUCAUUCGAAUCCAAAUGAAUUAAUCUCUGGUAUAGGGGGUAUUAAUAAUAUUAAUUACCCCUCAGGACAAUCAUCUAUCCCUGUAACUGCAUCAUCAUCUGAGAAUACAGGUAGUGAUUUUGGCUCAAGUGAUGCUAAUAAUUAUGCAAACGUUGCUGGAUUAUCGCGAGGAAAUAGUGGAUUAUUGCAAGAUUUAUUGGAGGAGUCUCAGACAUUGACUACUCGCGAUGUCAAGAUAGAAGAUCAGAAUAAUUAUCUUGAUUUAAAGGAAGAAGAAGCUGAUUAUAAAGGGAAAUCAUUAUGGGAAGAUUAUGGAUUAGUGGAAGAGGAAGGAGAAGAAGCUAUUUUAACUGAAGAAUCUGUUUACAGCUUUGCUCAUGGUGUCGAUGUCACCUUAAAUAGUAACUCUGAAAGCUCCAGCCCUGAUCCCAAUUUACCUUCAGGGAUAUUGAACAAGGAAGUUUCAUUCCAGGGAAUUAAUCAAGUGGAUGACGAUAUAAUGUGUCUUCUUGAUAAUUUUCCGUUAGCUGUACCAGUUCCUGAUUGGUAUGACGAAAGGGAUGGCAAAAAUAAUUCAAAUGGACAAUUGUCAAAUGUGACAAAUGGUGAUCACAAAGCUGAAAAUCAGGCUGAAGAUUUCAAUAAGUCACAAGUUGUGGCAAAUUCAGGGCCUAGGAAUCAUGAUUGGGAACUUGGAGGAUGUUGCUGGAAUAACAUGCCUUCUUUUUGCUAGAAUUAGAUUUUUAAAAAAAACAUCUAAUAUAUAGUAAAUGGAAAAGAUUGAGGGAUUUUGAUGUCACCUCUCUUUCCAUUUUUUUUAUACCUUAGGUUGAGAUAUAGGUAUAUUUGAUGAUCGUUCAUUUGAUCUUCCUGGAUUAUUUGUUGUUUUGGAAUAUGAAAAAUGAAAACUCCUCUUUUGCUGAGAUAUGGAGAUUGUCUAGUUUUAGAGUAAUUAGUCCACACAGUUGUUCUUUGAAACAACAAUCAAGAGUUGUUUAAGCUUUGCUUUA
Messenger RNA from Nicotiana attenuata, 2111 nucleotides. RefSeq names its product transcription factor RAX3-like. The transcript is spliced from 4 exons. Lineage: Eukaryota; Viridiplantae; Streptophyta; Magnoliopsida; Solanales; Solanaceae. The record is from RefSeq and is a predicted model, not a curated record. The coding region runs from base 302 to 1834 and encodes 510 amino acids.